AUGUCCCAGCUCCUGCAUGUGGAGAUCCCCAACUUUGGCAGCUCUGUGCUGGAGAGUCUGAAUGAGCAGCGCCUGCAGGGCCAGUACUGUGACGUGGCCGUCAUGGUCAACGGCCAGUCCUUUAAGGCCCACCGCGCCGUGCUGGCCGCCAGCAGCCUCUACUUCAGAGACCUGUUCAGCGGCAGCUCCCAGGGCCUGUUUGAACUACCCUCCUCGGUCAACCCGUCCUGCUUCCAGCAGAUCCUCUCCUUCUGCUACACGGGCAGGCUGACCAUGGCCGCUAGCGAACAGCUCGUGCUCAUGUACACGGCCGGCUACCUCCAGAUCCAGAACAUUGUGGAGCGCAGGAUGAAUCUCAUGCUAAAGGCCAACUCUCCACACUGCGAUUCCCAAACGGCCACCACCGAGGAUCUGGGCUUCGAACCGCCGAGCCCCAACUACAGCCAUCCGGCCCUGUUGCCAGGCGACACGCUAAUGGCCACUUGUAGGAUUAAGCAGGAAAGAUGUGAGUCCCCAAUGAGUGAGGAGCACACAGCCAGGGGCCUCAAGGGCUACGCCACAAGGAGCAGUGCGUUAUGUUACAUGGGGGCAGGAGGGAGUGGCAUGGUACCCAGAGUACAGUCGUACCCUAUGGCCUCUGGGGAGAGCUCUAGCCCAGGAGCCUCCAGCCUCCCAGCCACUGACAGCCCCACUUCCCACCCCAACGAGGAGGAGUUUGAAGAGGAGUUCUACGGCAGCAGCAAUACAAACGGGGCUUACGGGCAGAAUUAUGGGCACCCCACCAACUCCUACAGCAGUAAAUGCUCCAUCCUCUGGGUUACUUUUUAGAAGCACCAGUAGUUCUCAUUUGAGCACAACUUCAGCUUUAGAAUAUACUGUCUGGGAUUGAAAUUCUGCCUCCUCUUGUUCCCCCAGUGCAGGAUAAGUUGGACAUGUUGUCCCUACCUCUGGCCACUGAGGGGCGCUGUGUGCUGAUCGGCAGGGACACGAUGGCGCUGCCACCCAGUCUCAUCAGCCAGAUUGGCUACCGCUGCCACCCCACCCUGUACACAGAAGGGGAUCCCGGGGAGAAGGUGGAGCUGGUGGGAGGUAAGACACAAGCAGUGACCCAUGACAUAGGCCACUCUAGUAAUAUGUAUCUCUAUGGUGCAUCUCAGCUCGUCUCAAGCACUGACUCAAUUAACACUAGAACCACUGGGCCUUUUAGCCUGUAAGUACCCGCUAGAGAAUGUUGCUGGGCGUCCCCAUUAGCGUCCGCAUCAGAUGAAUAUCAACCUGCAAGGUUGAUAAGCACUAACUCUUGAAAAAUAUUGUAAAGGAUAAAUUGCAUGAAGAAAUAUUCGUCGAAAUAUAUCCAUGUAAAAAUAUAACAACAAUAGUGAUUUGUUUAGAUAGAGUCAAGGAUAUGUUUUGAAUAAUUCUACAAAGUCCUACUGAAAAACGUAUAGCCUAUUUUUAUUUCCCUUACAAUAAAAACAUUAGUGUAAUACAUUUUAUACAAUUUAUUUGUAGAUUUUAUUAGUAAUAGAGUUAUAGUAAGUAUUACAGUCCAGUUACAGCUUCAUUAGACAAAGUAUAAAAAAUAUAUACAGUGGGGGAAAAAAGUAUUUAGUCAGCCACCAAUUGUGCAUGUUUUCCCACUUAAAAAGAUGAGAGAGGCCUGUAAUUUUCAUCAUAGGUACACGUCGACUAUGACAGACAAAAUGAGGGGGAAAAAAAUCCAGAAAAUCACAUUGUAGGAUUUUUUAAUGAAUUUAUUUGCAAAUUAUGGUGGAAAAUAAGUAUUUGGUCAAUAACAAAAGUUUCUCAAUACUUUGUUAUAUACCCUUUGUUGUCAAUGACACAGGUCAAACAUUUUCUGUAAGUCUUCACAAGGUUUUCACACACUGUUGCUUGUAUUUUGGCCCAUUCCUCCAUGCAGAUCUCCUCUAGAGCAGUGAAGUUUUGGGGCUGUUGCUGGGCAACACAGACUUUAAACUCCCUCCAAAGAUUUUCUAUGGGGUUGAGAUCUGGAGACUGGCUAGGCCACUCCAGGACCUUGAAAUGCUUCUUACGAAGCCACUCCUUCGUUGCCCGGGCGGUGUGUUUGGGAUCAUUGUCAUGCUGAAAGACCCAUCCACGUUUCAUCUUCAAUGCCCUUGCUGAUGGAAGGAGGUUUUCACUCAAAAUCUCACGAUACAUGGCCCCAUUCAUUCUUUCCUUUACACGGAUCAGUCGUCCUGCUCCCUUUGCAGAAAAACAGCCCCAAAGCAUGAUGUUUCCACCCCCAUGCUUCACAGUAGGUAUGGUGUUCUUUGGAUGCAACUCAGCAUUCUUUGUCCUCCAAACACGACGAGUUGAGUUUUUACCAAAAAGUUAUAUUUUGGUUUCAUCUGACCAUAUGACAUUCUCCCAAUCCUCUUCUGGAUCAUCCAAAUGCACUCUAGCAAACUUCAGACGGGCCUGGACAUGUACUGGCUUAAGCAGGGGGACACGUCUGGCACUGCAGGAUUUGAGUCCCUGGCGGCGUAGUGUGUUACUGAUGGUAGGCUUUGUUACUUUGGUCCCAGCUCUCUGCAGGUCAUUCACUAGGUCCCCCCGUGUGGUUCUGGGAUUUUUGCUCACCGUUCUUGUGAUCAUUUUGACCCCACGGGGUGAGAUCUUGCGUGGAGCCCCAGAUCGAUGGAGAUUAUCAGUGGUCUUGUAUGUCUUCCAUUUCCUAAUAAUUGCUCCCACAGUUGAUUUCUUCAAACCAAGCUGCUUACCUAUUGCAGAUUCAGUCUUCCCAGCCUGGUGCAGGUCUACAAUUUUGUUUCUGGUGUCCUUUGACAGCUCUUUGGUCUUGGCCAUAGUGGAGUUUGGAGUGUGACUGUUUGAGGUUGUGGACAGGUGUCUUUUAUACUGAUAACAAGUUCAAACAGGUGCCAUUAAUACAGGUAACGAGUGGAGGACAGAGGAGCCUCUUAAAGAAGAAGUUACAGGUCUGUGAGAGCCAGAAAUCUUGCGUGUUUGUAGGUGACCAAAUACUUAUUUUCCACCAUAAUUUGCAAAUAAAAUCAUUAAAAAUCCUACAAUGUGAUUUUCUGGAGAAAAAAAAUCUCAAUUUGUCUGUCAUAGUUGACGUGUACCUAUGAUGAAAAUUACAGGCCUCUCUCAUCUUUUUAAGUGGGAGAACUUGCACAAUUGGUGGCUGACUAAAUACUUUUUUUCCCUACUGUAUAUAUAUAUAUAUAAUAAUAAUAUAACCAGCGAGGUGCGCAGGUGAAAUUAUUUGCCGUAUUCUUAAACAAAAGCACCAGUGCAUGAAUAAUUGUAAAGGAUGAAUAGCAUAAAUAAAUAUUUGUGGAAGUAUAUCCAUGACUAGAUAUAAAAACAAUAGUUGUUUGUUUGGAUAGAGUCAAGGAUAUGUUUUGUAUAAUUCUACAAAGUCCUAGUGAAAAACGUAGACCUAUAGCCUAUUUUCAUUUCCCUUACAAGAAAAAUAUUACAGUGUAAUACAUUUGAGCAACUUUAUUUGUAGAUUCGAUUAGUAAUAGUAUUACAGUCCAGUUACAGCUUCUUUGACAAAGUAGAAAACAAAAAUAUAUACUAAUAUAAACAGUCAGGUGCUCAGGUGAAGUGAUUUGAUGUAUUCCUAAACAAAAGCACCAGUGCAUGAACAAUUGUAAAGGAUGAAUAGCAUAAAUAAAUAUUUGUGGAAAUAUAUCCAUGACAAGAUAUAAAAAACGUAAUUUGACAUUGUCCUCUUUUUCCCGAGUGGGAGCUAUGGUGCAUAGGGAAGAGGGAGAGCAGGACGCGCUGCUGCCUUGGCUGCCUCCUUGGUGGACUGCUUGGUGGCUGUAGCUGCUUUCUUGGCUUUCAUGUGGUUCUCACGAAGCUCACAUGCCAGAUCCAUGAUGAAGUCUCUGCUGACUAUCUUGUCAAGGCAUUGCUUGUACAACACGUGUGCAUUGAUAGCAGCCAUGUCGAGCACAUUGUAGAACACUGCAACAGGCCAGCGGCAAGUACCUCCUUUACAGAGUACAGUCUUGUCAUCUGGUCGAGUGCAUCCAGACCAAGCUAUUGCAUAAAACAAAAUAGCAUAGAAAAGGUUAGAAUUAUAUAGAAUAAUACUAAUAAUAAUAUCAAUAAUAUUAAUGUAAUACAAUAUAAUGAAAGGAGAUAAUAUUUGGUGCAUGGCAGAUGGAAAGGCUAUCUGUAAUGGCAGAGCUACGUACAGUGAGGGAAAAAAGUAUUUGAUCCCCUGCUGAUUUUGUACGUUUGCCCACUGACAAAGAAAUGAUCAGUUUAUCAUUUUAAUGGUAGGUUUAUUUGAACAGUGAGAGACAGAAUAACAACAACAAAAAUCCAGAAAAACGAAUGUCAAAAAUGUUAUAAAUUGAUUUGCAUUUUAAUGAGGGAAAUAAGUAUUUGACCCCCUCUCUCAAUCAGAAAGAUUUCUGUCUCCCAGGUGUCUUUUAUACAGGUAACGAGCUGAGAUUAGGAGCACACUCUUAAAGGGAGUGCUCUUAAUCUCAGUUUGUUACCUGUAUAAAAGACACCUGUCCACAGAAGCAAUCAAUCAAUCAGAUUCCAAACUCUCCACCAAGGCUAAGACCAAAGAGCUCUCCAAGGAUGUCAGGGACAAGAUUGUAGACCUACACAAGGUUGGAAUGGGCUACAAGACCAUCGGCAAGCAGCUUGGUGAGAAGGUGACAACAGUUGGUGUGAUUAUUUGCAAAUGGAAGAAACACAAAAGACCUGUCAAUCUCCCUCGGUCUCGGGCUCCAUGCAAGAUCUCACCUCGUGGAGUUGCAAUCAUCAUGAGAAGGGUGAGGAAUCAGCCCAGAACUACACGGGAGGAUCUUGUCAAUGAUCUCAAGGCAGCUGGGACCAUAGUCACCAAGAAAACAAUUGGUAACACACUACGCCGUGAAGGACUGAAAUCCUGCAGCGCCCGCAAGGUCCCCCUGCUCAAGAAAGCACAUAUACAGGCCCGUCUGAAGUUUGCCAAUGAACAUCUGAAUGAUUCAGAGGAGAACUGGGUGAAAGUGUUGUGGUCAGAUGAGACCAAAAUCGAGCUCUUUGGCAUCAACUCAACUCGCCGUGUUUGGAGGAGGAGUAAUGCUGCCUAUGACCCCAAGAACACCAUCCCCACCAUCAAACAUGGAGGUGGAAACAUAAUGCUUUGGGGGGGUUUUUCUGCUAAGGGGACAGGACAACUUCACCACAUCAAAGGGACGAUGGAUGGCGCCUUGUACCGUCAAAUCUUGGGUGAGAACCUCCUUCCCUCAGCCAGGGCAUUGAAAAUGGGUCGUGGAUGGGUAUUCCAGCAUGACAAUGACCCAAAACACACGGCCAAGGCAACAAAGGAGUGGCUCAAGAAGAAGCACAUUAAGGUCCUGGAGUGGCCUAGCCAGUCUCCAGACCUUAAUCCCAUAGAAAAUCUGUGGAGGGAGCUGAAGGUUCGAGUUGCCAAACGUCAGGCUCAAAAACUUAAUGACUUGGAGAAGAUCUACAAAGAGCAGUGGGACAAAAUCCCUCCUGAGAUGUGUGCAAACUACGAGAAACGUCUGACCUCUGUGAUUGCCAAAAGGGUUUUGCCACCAAGUACUAAGUCAUGUUUUGCAGAGGGGUCAAAUACUUAUUUCCCUAAUUAAAAUGCAAAUCAAUUUAUUACAUUUUUGACAUGGGUAUUUCUGGAUUUUUUUGUUGUUAUUCUGUCUCUCACUGUUCAAAUAAACCUACCAUUAAAAUUAUAGACUGAUCAUGUCUUUGUCAAUGGGCAAACGUACAAAAUCAGCAGGGGAUCAAAUACUUUAUUCCCUCACUGUACCUUUGUGCGAUUGUAGUCUGUCACUGUCUCCGGUUUCUUCUUCUGGUAACUGCCGAUGGCAACAGUGGAAUGCAUGGUGCUGAGGAUUGCAAAUACUCUUAGUGUUGCUUUACCACUCUUUCAUCACUUCAUCACUGAUGUGGACUAAAGCUCCGCUGGUAUGUUGUUUUGUGCAGAGGGCGGCAGCUCCAGUCAGUUUGUUCACUGUUCCGAGCAGGCUAGUCUUCUUUGCCAGACUCCUGUCUCACUGUUGCAGUUAGGAUCACCGUCUCAGUUGGCCCUGUUCUGGUUUUUCUGUGGCGAGACUCAGGCAUCAGAGGCAGAGGCUCGAAUCAGAUGAAGAAUCUUCAUCAGCAACGUUGAUUUCAAGAUCAAGAUCUGAUCCACCAUCCGAUUCCAGCUCAUCUAUAUUCUGCAGCAUUUUCGAUGCUGUCAGUGUGUCCAUUCGUUUGGUUUGGCUUGCCAUUGUGAACUACACACAUUGAAUGUUGUUCUCAGUGUCUGAUUUUACUCUCUGAGGGGAGAUGAUAUACCAUUUCCAGCCUUAAUAAUUUAAUUUAAAUAGCCUUAAAAAAUAAUUUGAGCACCCACAAUUCUUUAUUAUUACACUAUUGUUUCUUUAUUCAAACCCCUUCACCCUCGUCAUUCAGAUCAUUCAAAUUCAAUCACCCUCUUCACCUUCCUCCUCAUCAUUCAGUUCAUUCAAAUUCAGUUGUGAAGUCACAUGCACAAUUAUCCGUUUCUCUCUGGUUUCUAUCACCCAUUCAUCCAUUGACAACACUCAUUCAGUGAGGAGAGAGAUGCAUUAGCGCCUGGGUACCAAUGCCCUUCGGCACAUUUGUCUUGGCCCCUUAAGUUAGUAAUAGCUGUUUUAAAAAAAACAGGUAAACAGCCUCUAAAUACCUUUCUGUUUGUGAUUUUUUUAAAUCGGACAACUGAGCAAUCUAAAAUAUAAAUAUUUAGGGAAAGUCAGGGAAGGAGCAGGACGUUGCUAUUUUUUGGGGGGCAUAUUUUUAUUUAUUUACAAAAUCAAACGUCAGUAGUCGUUGGCCUAUGGCUGUUGUAGUGUUAAAGACCUAAGCCCUCACGUGCAGACAGUUUAUUUUCUUCUUUCCAACUGUAUCAUACAAUACAGAGAUGUUAUCAUGGACAUAGAGAUCAUUAGGGAGGCCCGCCGUUUUAUUGUUUUCAUCAUGGAUGUGAACGUGAGUAGCAUUGCUCUGUCCUUUUCCACAGGUUCUGGUGUAUAUAUGACUCGUGGCCAGUUGAUGAACUGUCAUUUGUGUGCUGGCAUUAAGCACAAAGUGCUGCUGCGUCGGUUGCUCGCCACCUUCUUUGACAGGUUAGAAUGUUCAAUUCUACAGUGCAUUUGUAACUAUAUUGUCGUGGCCAGAUUGUGGACCUAGACAGUAGACUACUAGCUCUUUAUAAAGCAUAUUUUGUAAUAUCAGACAGAGAAAAUUAGAGUGGGGGGGUAGAGAAAAUGAUAGAAAGGAUAAAGAGAGAGCCCUAUGAUUACUGAUUAGGCUAUUGUAUACAUAGAAACACUCUGGCCAAUAGCUGUGGAACUGGAAUUCGCUCCUCCACCAAUGAUCCCAGCCGAAAACCGUUGGACAACCGAGUCCUAAACACUGUCAAACGUAGGUGCCCUUCUGUUUUCUCAGGUGUUAAACAUCAUACUGUAUUAAUUUGGCUCAACACUGUAUGUAAAGUAGACAAUAUGCAUUUCUUUCAAUGUUGCCUUGUCUCUUUCCCCUCUUUUGCAGUCUACUGUCAGAACUUUGCACCUAAUUUCAAGGAGAGCGAGAUGAACGUGAUCGCAGCCGACAUGUGCACCAACGCACGGCGUGUGCGAAAGCGCUGGCUGCCCAAGAUCCAGUCCAUGCUCCCGGAGACCAAGGAGAGCAGCAGGAGCUCCUGCAAGGGGCAGUCCAGGGCCUGUGCGUCAUCCCAGACAAGCGUGCUGUCGUCAGCCUUGCCCUUUGAAAUGGACUUCAGACACCUGACGUCGUCCUACCUGACCCUAGAACAGCAGCUCUACGCCGAGAGCCGCAAAGAGACUCUCCUACCUCACCUGCAGUUUGUGGGGACCACCAGGUCAGAGGAGGGGGCUGCAGCAGCAGGGCUGGCUGAGUCUGAGACAGAGUCUGGGCCUGAGCGAGGAGGACGAGGAGCCCAGGCAGGCCAAGGAACUGAACGCCACUCUGAGCGCUUGGAGAGAGCAGCUGAGGUUCCUUCCCUCAGCACACAGGGUAAGGCUGGGGCCGGGGGCUCCCCCUCCUCCAAACACACAGGGCAGCAGGAGGACAAGUCGCUAGGAGAUGACCAGUGA
Molecule: messenger RNA, 8126 nt
Organism: Coregonus sp. 'balchen'
Lineage: Eukaryota; Metazoa; Chordata; Actinopteri; Salmoniformes; Salmonidae
Source: the annotation of a GenBank genome assembly